GACAGGAACCUGGCCGCAGGACGAUGGCGUUAACGGGGCUGCUGCUGCUGGAGCUGGGUCUGUACGCCUGCUGUUUCGUCUGUGGGAUUGUCACCGCCGCAUCCGUCACCAUAGUCCAGGGUAAUUUCGGAGGCCUGUGUAUGCUCUAUGGACUUGUCAACUACAAUGCUACAGCAAGCCUCAUUGGGGUCCAGUCAUCCAGCGCCUCGUCUCUGUGCUAUUUUGUGUCGGCCAUAUCAGUCAUGGUUGCAGUGGUUUGUUUCUCACUGUCUCUGUACUGGCUGUACUCUUUCUGCAUGGACGGGGAAAUCAGAAGGGAGCGUAUGUGGAUGAACCUGAUUAUAGCUGUGAGCGGCGUCUUCCUGUUCUUCCUGCUCAUCACAGGGUGCAUGCUGAAGAUCGGACGCGACACGCUCUGCAGCUCGGUCACACAGAACGUUCACAACAUCACCAGAUGUGAAGACGCCCAGGCUAGAAAAUGGGUUAGUCCCAUUAAAGGGGAAAGGUUCUACAACAGUCUAUACAAAGCAGAGACGGCACUAUGGGUCAACUUCUUCUUCUGGGUCAUCAUCGGGGUUGUGAUGAUCGUCCAGAGGCGCCAGAGUUCAGGGUCCAAGAUUAUCGCAGGAGGGUACGGAGGGUACGGUGGGUACGGCGGGCCGGCAGGAGGGCUUUUUGGUGAUGCGGGGGUGACGGCUGCAGAGACGGAGCCGUUUUUCAACCGUCCUGCGAGGCCACAGUGAGGACGGGUGGCUUAGAGGAACACAUACAGCACAGCAUUGUAAUGUGGGAGUAGAUGUGGAAACAGGGUGACUACAUUUAAUGCACUUGUACUUCAAGUAUUCCAUUGAAUAUUAACACAAAACCAGUCACAGUCAUUUGUGGUUGAUUCCGUAGUUUAAGGUAUUGCAGCAGUUAGAUAGAAUAUAAAUAUUAACCCUCGACGAGGAUGGGAUUCGAACCCACGCGUGCAGAGCACAAUGGAUUAGCAGUCCAUCGCCUUAACCACUCGGCCACCUCGUCAAGUUGAGAGAAUUGUAAUACAAACAAGCCUGCAGGGCCUCCAUGAGUCAGUCAGAACAUGAAUGUUACAUAACCCAGAGAUUGAACUGUCGAUAUGUACAUUUACCCUUUUCCCACAUUUACUCACGUAUCAAAGCCAAUUCCGUUGCCUGACUCCUGGAUCACACAGAAAUGUGUAUUUUUUGUAUUUUGUUUACAUAACAAAAAAUGUGAGUGUUUUUCGCAGGCAUUCUUUUUUUUAAUAUUUCACCAGUGUGCUGAGAUUUUGUAUUUUUAAUGUGACAUUUUCACUCAUUUGACAAAUUAUUAACUACACCGUCCUCAAAAGCUCAAAGUCUCUUUCUCUUUCUCUUUUACCCUUUCAGAAGUUUGUUUUCACUAUGUGCCUGCCAGUUUUAAUUCUGUUAGAUGUCUUUAUUCUCUAUUUAUGAUUAAUUAAUUGACACUGAGGCCCAUUGUCUCCUCUCUCCAUUUUGUCUGAAAAUGUUUGACAUGUGAUCUUAGAUACUUCUGUCUCACUAUAUUAACAGAACCACUGCUUAAAGGGACAGUGCACCACAAAAUCAUAAAGACAUAUUUGACCUCUGACCUGUAGUGCUCCAGAUUGUUUUGGUGUGAGGUGAUGUUUGUUGGAGAUAUCGGCCGUAGAGAUGUCUGCCUUCUCUUGAAAAUAAUUAAAGGAGGAAUAAUGACCCAAUUACUCAAGAUAAUCCACAAAAUUGUGAUUUAAAAAGCCAUAUAGUAAUGUACAGGAGAAGGCAGACGUCUCUACAGCAUAUUUCUCCAACUCAUACCAAAACAAUCUAGACUGAUAAAUCGCACUACAAGCAAAAAUAUGUAUUUUUGACUUGUGGGUGAACUGUCCCUCUAAAGGAACACUUGCUACAGUUCAUAACAAUGUCAAUUACAUUAUAUUACAUUAUGAAACAUGAAAUAAUUCUAAUGGAUUUUGACUUUUAGGUACAGCAUAUGUGCUCCCACUCUGCCUUUUACAUGUAAUAUCCAGUUUAGGUUAACUCACAGGUGCUCAUCAAAUAUUGCACCUUAUGCGUUAGUGUACCUAGAAAGGAUAUAUAUCAUGAUAUCAAACACUCAGAGAUGUUCCUUGACACCUGGUGUGCUUUUUUAAACCAAUAAACCAAAGAGUUAAAACACAAA
Messenger RNA from Centropristis striata (black sea bass), 2181 nucleotides. RefSeq names its product transmembrane protein 179Ba (gene tmem179ba). Lineage: Eukaryota; Metazoa; Chordata; Actinopteri; Perciformes; Serranidae. The coding region runs from base 24 to 743 and encodes 239 amino acids. The transcript is spliced from 5 exons. The record is from RefSeq and is a predicted model, not a curated record.